Sinocyclocheilus grahami is the source of this 2295-nucleotide messenger RNA. It is a transcript of the gene mstnb, whose product is annotated as myostatin b. Gene Ontology annotation, cellular component: extracellular region. Gene Ontology annotation, molecular function: cytokine activity; growth factor activity. The record is from RefSeq and is a predicted model, not a curated record. The transcript is spliced from 3 exons. NCBI's taxonomy places the organism in Eukaryota, Metazoa, Chordata, Actinopteri, Cypriniformes, Cyprinidae. The coding region runs from base 161 to 1369 and encodes 402 amino acids.
UUCACGAGCCCUCUAAGAUGUGCCAUGCCUCUUUAAGAACUGCGAAAGAAGUCCAGCUCUGUCCAUUAGGUUUAUUGUUGCCAGCUCAGCCAAUCAUUGAAUCUUACGACACAAUAGAGUGGCCAAAGUUGCAGUAUAAAAAGCCUUGUCGAAUUUAAGCAUGACAUCUACUUGUCCGGUGCGUGGUGAGGUUCAUUUCCAUAGCAAAUCUGAUCAAACAUCCUUUAGCACGCUUUGGAACAUGCAUUUUACACAGGUUUUAAUUUCUCUAAGUGUAUUAAUUGCAUGCGGUUCAGUGGGUCAUGGAGAUAUAACGGCGCACCAGCAGCCUUCCACAGCCACGGAGGAAAGCGAGCAGUGUUCCACAUGUGAGUUCAGACAACACAGCAAGCUGAUGAGACUGCAUGCCAUCAAGUCCCAAAUUCUUAGCAAGCUCCGACUCAAACAGGCUCCAAAUAUUAGCCGGGACGUGGUCAAGCAGCUGUUACCCAAAGCACCGCCUUUGCAACAACUUCUGGAUCAGUACGAUGUUCUGGGGGAUGACAGUAAGGAUGGAGCUAUGGAAGAGGACGAUGAACAUGCCACCACAGAGACCAUCAUGACCAUGGCCGCAGAGCCUGACCCCAUCGUUCAAGUAGAUCGGAAACCGAAGUGUUGUUUUUUCUCCUUCAGUCCGAAGAUCCAAGCGAACCGGAUCGUAAGAGCGCAGCUCUGGGUUCAUCUGAGACCGGCGGAAGAAGCGACCACCGUCUUCUUACAGAUAUCACGGCUGAUGCCUGUUACGGACGGAGGAAGGCACAUACGAAUACGAUCCCUGAAGAUCGAUGUGAACGCAGGAGUGACGUCUUGGCAGAGUAUAGACGUAAAACAGGUGCUCACGGUGUGGUUAAGACAACCGGAGACCAACUGGGGCAUGGAGAUAAACGCGUAUGACGCGAAGGGAAACGACUUGGCCGUCACCUCGGCUGAGCCUGGAGAGGAUGGACUGCUCCCCUUCAUGGAGGUGAAAAUCUCGGAGGGCCCAAAGCGAAUCCGGAGGGACUCUGGGCUGGACUGCGACGAGAAUUCAUCAGAGUCUCGAUGCUGCAGGUACCCUCUCACUGUGGACUUCGAGGACUUCGGCUGGGACUGGAUUAUUGCUCCAAAACGCUAUAAGGCGAAUUACUGUUCGGGAGAAUGCGACUACAUGCACCUGCAGAAAUAUCCCCACACCCAUCUGGUGAACAAGGCCAAUCCGCGAGGCACCGCCGGGCCCUGCUGCACCCCCACCAAGAUGUCUCCCAUCAACAUGCUUUACUUCAACGGCAAAGAGCAGAUCAUCUACGGCAAGAUCCCCUCAAUGGUAGUGGACCGCUGUGGCUGCUCGUGAACCAGUGCCCAGACAGGACUCGAUCCGUCUCACAGACCCGGACAUCUGAUCACACCAUCCACCAUCCAUUAUCAGUGCUUUCCGCAAGACACUGUGCAAUAGAAGGACGCUCACUCACUCUCUGGGCACCGCUUCAUUUGACUAUGUUUUUUGUCAUUUUCCACUAAAUCAGUAUCUCUGCAACAGGAGUCCAAUGUUACAUGGAUGUACUAAAGGAAUGUCAUAUACUGGCUGGACUUGGGAAUGGACACUUUUGAAAUGGACGACAUUCUCUGCUUUAUUUCAUGUUUUCACCUUGUCAAGAAUACUCUCAUUAGGAUAUGCAGACAACAUUGUAUUAUGCAACCACUCCAAAAUACAAUCAUUUAGAUGUAUUUAGCUGUAACAGCUGAGCUUGUUUAAGAAGAGUAUCCAAGAGAAACAGAGAGGGACUCUUGAACAUUGAACAGAGCUUGAAUACAGUUAUCCGACGCAAACUUCCACAUACACUGCAAUAAACACACCAAUCGAAUUGUUAAUCAUAGCUUUUGUCCACUACUCAUCUGUCAAACAGCCCUACACACUUGAAGUAUUAUUGGGAUCGGCAUUAGGGGACAGAAGGACUUGAAGCAAAGGCACUGUGAAUGCGGUCUACACAUUGAAAUGUUUUCGAGACAGAGACGUCGGAACUGUAAGAAUGAAUGUUAAUAUCACGCUAACACUCUGUCUUCAAACCACACAGUUUGCACUAUGGCAGACCAAUAGAAAGAAUUGGUUGCUAAAAAUGUUGUAAAAACUGAUUUUGAUAUGUUUGCUAAUUGUAUUGUAUACUUGCCAUUGUUUCCAUUAACAGUUGCCUUUUUUAACCACGGUUAGUACAUGUAUAUGAACACGAAAUAGCAAAAAAGUGUACAAUAUAAAUCUAUGUAUCUGUUCAAACAAAUAAA